AUGAAAGCGGCGAACGCCUGCCGUUACCGGCCUCUGCGAACCGCCGCAUCCACAUGCGAGCGGCCUCCCGCCUCCGCCCGUGACGAAUUCGCCGGCGAUGGAAGCGCCUGCAAACGUCGCGAGGAAAUGACGCAGAAGCACCUAUUGAAUCAUGAAGAAGGUGCAGCUAAAAUUGGGGUGAAACAGACUACUAUGAAUCCAGAGAAAUAUCCCCAUCCUCAAUUCCCCGAACUGACACUAUGGGAUCUACCUGGAAUUGGGACACGUGAAUUUCAUCCAAAGGAAUACUUAAAGAAGGUAAAUUUCAGCAGGUAUGACUUCUUCAUCAUUGUGGCCUCAGAACGCUUCACUGUGAAUGAUGCCAUGCUGGCCUCAGAAAUUCAAAAGAUGGGCAAGCGGUUUUACUUUGUUCGCACCAAAGUGGAUCAGGCUAUGGAUUCUGAACGAAGGAAGCCAGACUUCAGUGAGGAACAGACCUUGGAAGAGAUAAGAAAAUACUGUGUUUCCAAUUUGAAAGAAGACGGAGCAGACAAUCCAAGGGUUUUUCUCAUAUCCAGUUGGCAUUUGAAUAUGUAUGAGUUCCCUCUCCUGCAGAUGACCCUAGCAAAUGAACUGAAUGAUCUCAAGAGACCUCUCCUGAUUAUGGCUAUGCCAGCUUUCUCAAGAGAGAACCUGCAAGAGAAAAAGGCUGCUAUGGAGGCCGUUAUCUGGAAAAAAGUCCUGUUGUCCUGUGCCGUUGGGGUGAUCCCUGUGCCGGGUCUCUCUCUAGCUGUUAACAUCAGCCUGUUGGUGACAACUCUGAAAGAUUUCUGCAAGGCCUUUGGCUUGGAUGAAGAUUCCCUCCAUAACCUAGCAAAGCGGGUUGGCAAACCUAUUGAUGUGCUGAGAUCUGCUGUCAAAAACACUCCGAUGGCCAGCCAGAUUGAUGCAGAAUUUGUGUGGUCUCUAAUGACUUCAUCAAAGAUUGGUGAAGCUGUAAUGGUGCUGGGAGAGCUUUCCGUGCUCAUUCCUAUCAUAGGCUCUCUAAUUGGUGGAGCAAAUUCUUUUACUACCACAUUUUACAUGCUGAAGCUCUUCUUGGAAGACGCAAUGGAAGAUGCCGAGAGUAUUCUGGCAAAAGCUGUUGAGUAA
Molecule: messenger RNA, 1131 nt
Organism: Sphaerodactylus townsendi
Lineage: Eukaryota; Metazoa; Chordata; Lepidosauria; Squamata; Sphaerodactylidae
Product: interferon-inducible GTPase 5-like
Exons: 2
Coding region: 1-1131 (376 amino acids)
Cellular component (GO): membrane
Molecular function (GO): GTPase activity; GTP binding
Source: RefSeq, a predicted model, not a curated record